This is a messenger RNA of Talaromyces rugulosus, 660 nucleotides long. RefSeq lists its product as uncharacterized. Gene Ontology annotation, cellular component: Prp19 complex; precatalytic spliceosome; catalytic step 2 spliceosome. The record is from RefSeq and is a predicted model, not a curated record. The transcript is spliced from 2 exons. Gene Ontology annotation, biological process: mRNA processing. Bases 1 to 660 code for a protein of 219 amino acids. Lineage: Eukaryota; Fungi; Ascomycota; Eurotiomycetes; Eurotiales; Trichocomaceae.
AUGCCUCUCAUCAACGAAUGGCACGCGUCCCUUCCCUACAUCGACGGCGAACCUGACGCCCAAGCUCGCGCCAAAGCCGAGAACCUGAUAUCCACAGAACUGUCGCCCGAAAGCCGCUCGACACUUCAUCCUGAAAUUCCCGCGCUUUCCGAACCAAGUUUCACCCCUCUCGUCGAGCAGGAGCUCGCUCGCAAAGAAGCUGGUCUCCCGCUCACGGGUGGCAUUGAUCUGUCGCGCUACGAAGCUCCCGAAGCUCCCGAUGGCAAGGCCAAUAGCGAGGAGGAGGCAACCAAAGCUUUGAAACAGUGGCGGGAGGCUUUGGUCCAAGCCUACACUUCUAGCUCCCACCUGUCCAUGCGACAUGCCAACCUGUCUCUUCUUGAAGAGAAUGGCAAAAAUGCCUGGCUGAUUGGCAACUCUCAGUUAGAAGACAUCCUGCGCAAUGUCGAAAAGGAGUUGGCAGAUACAAAACAGACCGUGGAGAAUAUACACAAGGAACGCAAGUUUGCUCAAGAGUCCAGACACGGCGAGCUUACGAGCUUAGAAGAAACAUGGAAAAACGGAGUCGGCGCAACUCUGGACGUGGAAGUUGCUGCGGAGAAUCUGCGGCUGCAGAUUCUCGAGCAACGUCGUCAGCAGGCUCAGCAAGUCGCUCGGUAG